UUCAAAACAAACAGCGCGUCAAGAUCUGACAGUCACUUGAUUCAUUAGCAUCUGACUUACACCAUUGGCUUAUUUGGACCGAAAAAAGGGAAUUGAAUAGGGAAGAUUUUCAUGUUAGAAGUUCAGACUGAAGCGCCCAAUACAUCAGGACCGGAAUGUCAUUGGAUUUAGAUUAUGGAAAGCAGGAGCACUGUUCACAGUGAGGAGAAAACAUACACAUGUUCUGUGUGUGGUCGAAGAUUCAUCCGAUCAUCUGGCCUGUCAAGACACAAAGUCUCUCACAGUGAGGCAAAACUAUGGAAAUGUCAGGACUGUGGGAAGGGAUUCAGUUACCCAUCUGAGCUGGAAGCUCAUCGACGCAGUCACACUGGGGAGAGACCAUUUAUCUGCUCUAAAUGUGGGAAGGGAUUCAUUCAGUCAUCUCACCUGCUUACACAUCAACGGGUUCACACUGAUGAGAGACCUUUUAAAUGCUCUGACUGUGGGAAACAUUAUAAAAGUUUCAAGGAAUUGAUGUCCCAUCAAGGCAUUCAUACUGACAAGAAAUCAUUCAGGUGUUCUCACUGUGGAACUGGGUUCAGACGAUCAUCUCAACUCACUGUACACCAGCGCAUUCACACUGGAGAGAGGCCAUUCACCUGCUCUGAGUGUGGGAAACGAUUCAUUCAGGUAUCCAACCUGCAGAGUCACCAGCGAGUUCACACUGGGGAGAGACCGUUCAUCUGCUCAGUCUGUGGGAAGGGAUUCAUUAAUUCAUCUAAUCUGUUGAUACAUCAGCACGUUCACACUGGGGAGAGACCAUUCACUUGCUCCACCUGUGGGAAGGGAUUCAUUCGAUCAUCGCACCUGUUGAGGCACCAGCGAGUUCACAAAUAACGACAUUGAUGGGGUUUUAUUGUGAAUCACAUUUGGGACUAAAUUAUAGUAAUAGAAGCAGGAGUAGGCCAUUUGGCCCAUCGGGCCUGCUCUGCCAUUCAUGAGGAUCAUGGUUGACCUAUCUAUUAUCUCAGC
Chiloscyllium plagiosum (whitespotted bambooshark) is the source of this 1011-nucleotide messenger RNA. RefSeq lists its product as uncharacterized. The record is from RefSeq and is a predicted model, not a curated record. Lineage: Eukaryota; Metazoa; Chordata; Chondrichthyes; Orectolobiformes; Hemiscylliidae.